This is a messenger RNA of Carassius auratus (goldfish), 2047 nucleotides long. RefSeq names its product neuritin 1b (gene nrn1b). The record is from RefSeq and is a predicted model, not a curated record. Gene Ontology annotation, cellular component: plasma membrane. The coding region runs from base 1156 to 1587 and encodes 143 amino acids. NCBI's taxonomy places the organism in Eukaryota, Metazoa, Chordata, Actinopteri, Cypriniformes, Cyprinidae. Gene Ontology annotation, biological process: nervous system development; neuron projection extension. The transcript has 4 exons.
CAAUAUUUUCUAAACUUUUUGUAGACAUACAAACAUUUUGGGAUAAUGCAUAUUUUUAAAUAUAUAUAAUAUUGUUUAAAUUGUAUAACAGUUGCUAUUUAUGUUGCGUAGACAAUAUAAACUCGUAGACGAUAUAAGCCAUAAACAAUAUAAAAAUGUAAAUGGGAUACUGAUGAUGCAACACACGCUUUGGCGCCUUCUUGCUAUCACAAGACAAACACCUGUUGGUCGUAAUACUAUAAUGGGACAUUCGUCAUCUCAAAAAGUGUUGUGGAAGGGCGUUUAAUAGUCUCAGAGAGAAACGAGGAGGUAAAUGUCAAGACGAAGAUGAAGUAAUUCGACUUAAAUCCCACCUUUCGGUCAACUUCGACAGCAGCCCUUUGCGAAUCAUGGCUCUAUGAAUGUGUGCAAAGAUCCCAAGGAAGAAGUCCUUUGGAGCUUUUUCUGUGAAUUUGUUCAUAUUUUGGUUAAUGGAGUUUUCUGUGAGCAAAUAUUACUUGUCUAGUUAAGUGACACGACAUGACAAUUUGGUUACAACUGUAGCCUAUACAUUUUGACAUAUUCAGAUCCGUUUAACUGAGCUAACAUUAGCCACCCCCCCCCCCACCAUAAUGGUGGAUAUUUUGCUAAAUUGAGUGAAAACGACUUGUUUUAACAGUCACGAGGUAAAUAAAUAAAUAAUUUAUGUGAGAGAUACUUCCAUUUUUUGGAGAGAACUUUAAACAUUCCAGAACAUUUACCUUCAGUCAUUAUCACUUGAAAUUUGUAUAGGCUAGUUAACUCAUAAUGGGGAUUUGACUAAUGUACUAUAUAUGUGUCUGAAAAACUCAACUAGUCAAGUUAACUUGGUUUAAAUAACUUUUACUGGGAUACGUCUUCUAUCAGAGAGGUGUCACAGCAGCAGCAUUGGGUUUGAGAGUUUGUGGUUGUGCUGCCACUAGAGAGCAGUCUCUACAUCACCUUAUGUAAUCACGUGAGAGUGACCUUGUGUUGGUAUACUAAGCAAUGUUUCUGACCCACAGUGACCUGGAUAAUUGCCUCUGGCCCACAUAGUGUUCUCCAUCCUGCACAAACUUCCAUGUUCCUUUCUCAGUUUGCUGAUGAGAGGAAGUAGACUCCAGUCCUCCUCCACACACUGAUUCUGUUAAGCGUAGGAUGGGACUGACUUUGACCGACAAAUACAACUCGAUACUUCUCACACUGGAAUUGGUUUGGUUGUUACAGGCAGCGUGUGCUGGAGGAACAUGUGAAAACGUAUUUAAAGGUUUCUCAGACUGCCUGCUCAGUCUUGGAGAAAACAUGGUGAACUAUCCCCAAGAGCUGGAUGACAGCAAAAACCUACAGACCAUCUGCUCAUAUUGGGAUGACUUCCACUUGUGUGCCUCCACCGCUAUCGCAGAUUGUCAAGAAGGAGCUACAGACCUCUGGGAAAAACUGAAACUGCAGUCCCAGAGCUUGAACUAUCAGGGAAGUUUGUUUGAAUUAUGCUCCGGGGAUAAUGGAGUAUCCACACUUUUAUUACCUAUGGAACUGAAGAUACUGCUGAUGUGUUUUACCACACUGGUGGCUUGGCUUGCUUUAGAGUAAUAAACCCGAAGAUCUGUCCUGAAACAAGUUACAGAAUGGAUAAUAUGCAUCCUUGUCUCUCUUCAGCUGACUCAGUACAUGUUUUGAUUCACAUGAUAUGAUGAUUAUGGUAAAUAUAGGACUCGUUGGCACUCCUUGACCUAUGGAAGAAUUCAGAAGUAACUCUCUUAAAUGGGUCUUAGGUCUUUAAAAAAAAAAAAAAAAUCGGAAAACGAUUCAGUAAAAAGUAAAAAUGUGAAUUAUAUUAUAUUACAUUAUAUUAUAUAAAAAAAUAUAUUAUAACAAUUUCUUCUUGGACCGUUAAUAGGUAAAAACAGUGCAUUCUACAAUGAGGACCAAUAAUUAGAAUUAUUAUUAUUAUUUAAAGCACACAUAAAAUACAUAUUAUAUCAUAUUAUUUUAAUACAGUAUAGGAUAAUGGCAUUUACUUGUAAAUGUAUACUUAUAAAUUAAAAAGGCA